CGGGGCUGGGGCUCGUCGGCUUCUGUGAAGAAAGGGCUGCCCUCAGACAGCUCCUCCUGGCCCAGGCGGCCAUUCGGCCCGAGCCCGAGGAUCCGCAGGCAUGUCUGACAACGAGGACAAUUAUGAUGGUGAUGACUUCGAUGAUGUGGAGGAAGAUGAGGGUCUCGAUGACUUGGAGAAUCCCGAGGAGGAGGGCCAGGAGAACGUGGAGAUCCUUCCCUCUGGAGAACGGCAGCAGGCCAACCAGAAGAGGAUCACUACCCCCUACAUGACCAAGUAUGAGCGAGCCCGGGUCCUGGGCACCCGGGCCCUUCAGAUUGCAAUGUGUGCCCCUGUGAUGGUGGAGCUAGAAGGGGAGACUGACCCGCUGCUCAUCGCCAUGAAAGAGCUCAAGGCUCGAAAAAUCCCCAUCAUCAUCCGCCGCUACCUGCCCGAUGGGAGCUACGAAGACUGGGGCGUGGAUGAGCUCAUCAUCACCGACUGAGCGGCCCGGCCCGGCCCCUGGGCAUCGCGAUGCUCUGUUUGUUUUUCUCUAUGGAUAAUAAAGCCUAUUCACCCUC
Vombatus ursinus (common wombat) is the source of this 560-nucleotide messenger RNA. It is a transcript of the gene POLR2F, whose product is annotated as RNA polymerase II subunit F. Bases 101 to 484 code for a protein of 127 amino acids. Gene Ontology annotation, molecular function: DNA binding; DNA-directed RNA polymerase activity. Gene Ontology annotation, biological process: DNA-templated transcription. Lineage: Eukaryota; Metazoa; Chordata; Mammalia; Diprotodontia; Vombatidae. Gene Ontology annotation, cellular component: RNA polymerase III complex; nucleus; RNA polymerase II, core complex. The record is from RefSeq and is a predicted model, not a curated record. The transcript has 5 exons.